Oryza sativa Japonica Group (Japanese rice) is the source of this 3591-nucleotide messenger RNA. RefSeq lists its product as uncharacterized. Lineage: Eukaryota; Viridiplantae; Streptophyta; Magnoliopsida; Poales; Poaceae. The record is from RefSeq and is a predicted model, not a curated record.
UUCCCUCUCCCCCUCUCUUUCCCCUCUUCCUGUCUCGAGGACGGGCGCCGGUGGCCGGCGAGCGUGGCCUAAUGCACGUCGUCGAGCUGCUCCUCGGUGGCACGGCGGCAUCCCCGGCUUGGAACACCUCGAAUUUCGAGAAGCACGGGCAGGGGAAGGGCACUCAUAAGCAGCGCCCGGACGAGCGCGGCGUCCCCGUUGCCGGCGGCGAGGAAGAGCGCACGCCUUGAGCCACACCACCCCGGCGUAGUUCACGUCCGCACGCCCAGACGCGAGCAGCUCCCCGGCCUCCCUCAAAAUAUGCGGUGGCGAUGCUCUGCUCUGGUCUUGCUGAGUUGUUGCUUCUGCUGGUCGCCACAUCUUGAGGAGUAGGGGCAGCCAGCGACAACAGUAGCAGUGGAGAGAGUUGGGGAAGAUGAGUUGCUGUUGCUGGCCGAGGCCUACCAGAGCGCCAUCGCGGAUGUCCGCCGCGCGGCGGGGGCUUCCGGGACCAUGGGUUACCCCGAGGGCGGCAGGCGCCUGGAUGACGAGCCCGUCCACAAGGAGCUGCACGGUGUUCCGCGGCGAGGAGACCCACGUCGAGCGCGUGCGCGAGGUCAAUGGCGAAGCCGACGUCGAGCAGGACCUCGGAGAUGCGGACAGUGAUGGCGUGGACUACCUCAGCGGCGAUGAGGACUACGUCGGUCGCGAGAUCCACCGGCCACUGCCCGCCUCCCGGCCGCCGGCCACUGCCCGCAGCACGCCACCCCCACCAGCCGACGGCGUCAUCGAGAGAGGAAAAGUGGUAAGAGAGAGGGAAGAGACUAUGACAGGUGGGGCUCGCGUCAGAGGUAUUUUGGUCCAGAAAAAUAUAAAAUUGAGCAAAAACAUUUUUAUUUACAAAAAUAACCAAAAAUGGUAUUUUAGUGAACACCUUCAAUUUAGGAUGGCAUUCCAGUGAAUCACUUUGAAGCGGUAGCAUUUCAGCGAAAACAUUCUUUUAUGAUAGUAUAAUCCCAAUUUUCUCCCUACAGAGAAAAUUGGGAUUAAAACUCCCAAUUCAUCGCUGCUCCCCUCCAGCACCGCGCCUCUCGCUUCCUCCGUCUCUGGUCGCGCCUCUCGCUGCCUCCACGGCUCCACCCCAUCCGCGCCGCUCGCUGUUUUCCUCCACCGCGUUGUCUCUAUCCCCACCGGCACCGCUCGCUGCUUCCAUGCAUCGCUCCGCAGCUCCGGCAACCGGAUUAGGGACGGAAGGGCGCGGGGAAGACGGAGAGGAGAGGAGGCAGAUGAGGCUGCCGCAGCCGCCGCCGCUCAAAGCGUCCAGAUCUGGGUCGUCCUCUCCGAUUCCUCCUGCUUUCUCUCAUCCAGCAUGAUCUUGUGGCUAUAAGAUCUGGCGGCGGUGAGCUCGGGGGCGCCUGAUCCAGCAACCCGCCCGCUGUAGUCGUUGAAGAAGAGGGUGAAAACCCUCAAGCGGCUAGAGGUAGACCAAAUAUUAGUUUUUUUAAUUGGUAUUUUUAUUUGUUUUUUAAGCUUUUGUUCUUGUUCUUGGCUUUGUGGUGGUAGUAUUAAAGCUAUGAAACUUUGGGACAAUUAUUCCAACUUUGGGAGGAUUUUGUUAAUACAACUUGGUUUUCCUUUCUUUGAUUCUGAGGAUGCAAACAACGAUCGGGGUUCAGGACGAUGGGCGCGAUGGGAUUUGUUCUUGACUGUUUUAUUUAUUUCGGAUUCUUUUCGAUCCGAGUAAUCGGGUAUGAUGCGCAGGGGUGGAGGGGAUCGUGAGCAAUGCGGACAAUUAGCGCUUACACGGACGAAAAACAAGUGACGAAAGGAAAAAUACGAAUCUUUUAAUUAGGUUAUUAGUUAAUAUAAGAUAUAAAAAUACGAAUCUUUUAAUUAGGUUACCCAAGUCGGGUAGACCUAUCCCUAGCAGAUCUCCCUACUCCCAUCCCCGCCGGCUGCCGCCAUUCUGUUGGGGGUGCUGGGUGCUCCUCCUUCCCUUCUCCGGCUUGGCGAGCUGUACCUGGACCUAAGUUCACUCCGAUAAUGGCCCUCUCCCGGAGGUUUCUGAAUCUAAUCGUGGACAACGGCUUCCCUGGAUCCAAAUCGCUGCGCUGCAUCGACCUCACGCUCUAGAAUUUCUUCAACGCUACUCCACCGAAUCGGAACGGAUCAGAGUCCAAAGUUAUCGCGGCUGAUGCCUGCAUCCAGAAGCAGAAGAAUAAUAAUAAGGAGGAGGAGGAGGCCGGCGCAAGCAGCAUGGAUAGUAUUCAACUUCCAAGACCCAUCUUCAACUUCCAAGCUUCAAGUGUGGCCCAUCACUGGGAGAUUGGAUGCUUCCCGCUUAGAGGUCGCGAGGUGCUCUGCAUCGACCAGAAUGGGUGUUGUUUUCUCUUCGACGGAGACACACGCAACGCUGUUACCAUGCCCGGCCUCUGUCAGCCCAAGCGAUUCCCACUCUCCUUGUUUGUCCCCAGCACCGGAGUUGAUAAUGACAGCGGCAGCCUCUUCAUCAUGGAGUCUGUUGUUAAACCGAAGUCGACAAGCAGUGGGCCGCGCAGCGAUCAGUUUGAGGCCUUUGUCUACCGCACGCCCUCCCCUCGCCGCCACCUUUCGUCCACCUGCCAAUCCCUCCCUCCACCCCCUUUCGUCCGAGACCCCAAAUUCUCCAACAUACGCACCAAGAUCACCUCGUACGCAGUGGUUAGUGGUGGCUCUGAGAUGUGCAUAUCGGUUGAAGGGGCUGGCACUUACUGCAUGGACACAGUGAAGCAUACAUGGAGGCAUGUCGGUGAGUGGAUCUUGCCCUUCAACGGCAAGGUUAAGUAUGUACCCGAGCUCAAGCUCUGGUUUGGCCUCUCUGCCAAGACCAACCACUUGGCUGCUACUGACCUCUCCGCCAUGGACGACGACUGCUUCCAGCAGCCAGAGCUAUUGAAAACUUGGAUGGAGCUUUCCCCACCCAAGAAUUGGUGGGAUUUAUCCAACUCUCAUCUUGUCAGUCUGGGCUCUGGCAGGUUCUGCAUUGCAAGGUUUUUCUACACUCGCCAUCUCAUGGGCUACUAUUAUGAUCAAAUAGUUGAUAAUCGUUUUGUUGUCUUGACUGGUGUCGAUGUCGUGCCGUGUGUCCAUGAUACUAGUAGUGGCAUUGCAAAUGGCGGCACGGGGGAUCUCCGAAUGAUCAAGUAUGAGUCUAAACUUCACGUGCCUAAUGGCAGCGGUGAGAUCGAGAGAGUGUUCUGAAUAAUUUGGAUCUUGCGUUCAACUCUCUUAUCUAUUACUCCCUCAAUCUCUAAAUAUUUGACGCCGUUGACUUUUUUAAACAUGUUUGACCAUUCGUCUUAUUCAAAAAUUUAAGUAAUUAUUAAUUCUUUUCUUAUCAUUUGAAUCAUUGUUAAAUAUACUUUUAUGUAUACAUAUAGUUUACAUAUUUCAUAAAUUUUUUGAAUAAGACGAACGAUUAAAUAUAUUAAAAAAAGUCAACGGUGUCAAAUAUUUAGGGACGGAGGGAGUAUGUAGUAUGUCUAAAUAAUUUUGGGACUAGGGCUGUAAAAGACAUCUGGGUAUUCCGUUUGGUUUGGUAGUGUGUAUUAUGUCCUAUUUUAGUUUCGUUAA